AUGAAGACUGCCACAGCUUUGUUCUUGGGCGCCAUGUACGCUAGUAUGGCCGCUGCCACUCCUCUGGAGAAGCGCGCAUACACAACGAAAAUCGAGCUGUUCACAGUCACAGUCACCGUGACCGGAUACCCACCGGCUGAGACACCUGUGGCUACCUCUGUUGACGCCGCCCCCUCUGCCCAAGUUACUCCUGAUGAUUCUGAAGGUAGCACUUGGGGUGGCUGGGGUGAAUGGCGCGGAGGAAGCUGGAGCAGUGACUCUGCUUCUCCCACUGCUGCUGCUCCGCCUGCCGACACACCUGCUUUUGAGGCUCCAUCUCCGACUUCUGCUCCUGAGUCGAACUCGUGGCCAUCGUCAACCCCGGAAGCUCCAGCAUCUCCUCCGUCUGCUCCUGCGCCGGUCUCGACUUCGGUCUCUUCGGACUACAAGCAAGGAAUCCUUGACUCCCACAACAUGCACCGUUCGAAUGCAUCCGUUCCAAACCUUAGCUGGGAUGACCACAUGGCUUCGAUUGCCGCUCAGAUAGCCGCCAGCUGCGUCUACGCUCAUGACACCUCCACCGGUGGCGGUGGGUAUGGCCAGAACAUCGGCGCAGGUGCCCCUCCCGAAGAUAUCCCCGCCAUGAUCACCAACGAGAUGUACAACGGCGAGAUCGGCUUCUACCCCGGUUAUGGUUCUGAGCCUGACAUGAGCAACUUCGAGAAAUGGGGGCACUACUCGCAGAUCGUGUGGAAGUCGACCACGGGUGUUGGUUGCGCAACCCAAUAUUGCCCCAACGGGUUGGCCAACACAGGCGGCAACGUUAGCCCCUACUUCACUGUUUGCAACUAUAGUCCGCCUGGUAACUUCGGCGGCCAAUAUGCAGAGAAUGUACUUCAACCAGGAAACGCACCCACCGUCACGUUAUAA
This is a messenger RNA of Cladophialophora carrionii CBS 160.54, 909 nucleotides long. RefSeq lists its product as uncharacterized. The transcript has 2 exons. The record is from RefSeq and is a predicted model, not a curated record. NCBI's taxonomy places the organism in Eukaryota, Fungi, Ascomycota, Eurotiomycetes, Chaetothyriales, Herpotrichiellaceae. The coding region runs from base 1 to 909 and encodes 302 amino acids. Gene Ontology annotation, cellular component: extracellular region.